This is a messenger RNA of Caenorhabditis remanei, 645 nucleotides long. RefSeq lists its product as uncharacterized. The record is from RefSeq and is a predicted model, not a curated record. NCBI's taxonomy places the organism in Eukaryota, Metazoa, Nematoda, Chromadorea, Rhabditida, Rhabditidae. The transcript is spliced from 3 exons. The coding region runs from base 1 to 645 and encodes 214 amino acids.
AUGCCUCCACGAAAGAUAAAAAAGGAUCCAGAGGUUACGAAAAUUGUUGACGCUAUCGAAGAACCUCUCCGCGAACUAAUUGAUGAUUUGAAACGAAAACUUUACAAAGCCGCAAAAGACACAGCACGAGCAGAAACAACCCGGAUUUUGUCCAAGAUUCCGAAAGAAUAUCACGAUAUGCCAAUCAACGAAUUUCUCCAGUCAUCACCAGCUGGCCUGCUCGAAGCUCUGAAAGGUCUCGAAAUCCAAGAAGAUUCUGAUACUGAGGUGGAAAGUGAGCAGAGAGGUACAGAAAACAUUGAGAAUCAAGAUGAAAUGGAGAUGGACGAUGCGGCACAUGAAACAAGCAUUCCGAUUGCUCAUUCAGGACAGAAUUCUGGUAGAAAUACGGCCACGGAACCGCACCGCAACGAGAUAAUUACACCAGCCGGACAUGUUUUCCCGAUUCCAGUUCUUCAUCCGCACAAACCUUUCCGUAAUCCACAUGCUCACGAGGAAAUCGCUUUUUCAGUGAAUGGAUCACCUUUAGUUUUGGCAGCAAAUUCGACUAACAAAAAGAAGCCAGUGAGAUCAACCACGAAGAAGGGCAUCGCUGAAUCUGGCCUCCUCGUCCCAAAAGAUGAAGACCUCGGUACUUCCGUCUAA